Camellia sinensis is the source of this 3127-nucleotide messenger RNA. The record is from RefSeq and is a predicted model, not a curated record. NCBI's taxonomy places the organism in Eukaryota, Viridiplantae, Streptophyta, Magnoliopsida, Ericales, Theaceae.
AUGAAAGACUGACUAGUCAAAGUCACUUUACUUGUUUGUAGGCUUUGCAUUGCACCUACAUUUGCCUAUAAAGCAUUUGGCCUCUCCCCUGUUAAUAGUCAGCAAACAUUACAACCUUUGUUUUUGAAUCUAGGAGCAAAGAUGGUCUCUAACAAUCAACUCAUUCACCUUUUUUUGUUUCUUUGUUUUUUCCAGAUUACUUGUUUGCAUGCCCACCAACUGUGCACUCAAGAACAGAGCUCUGCAUUGCUCCAAUUUAAGCAACAAUUUUCCUUCAAUAAAUCUGCUUCCUACGAUUUCUGUGAUUAUUUCGGAAUCCAUUCUUACCCAAAGAUGGAGUCGUGGAAGGAGGGUUCUGAUUGUUGCUCAUGGGAUGGGGUCGAGUGUGACAACAACACAAGUCAAGUAAUUGGCCUCGACCUCAGUUGCAGCUGGCUCAACGGCACCAUCCACCCCAAUAGCACCAUCUUCUACAACUUUCCUCACCUCCAAAGCCUCAACCUUGCUUUCAAUGACUUUGGUAUGUCUCGAAUCUCAUCUGAAUUUAGUCGAUUCACCAGAUUGACACACCUCAACCUGUCUGCCUCUUUUUUUCUCUGCAAAGUCCCUAUAGAAGUCUCCUUUCUGGACAAAUUGGUCUCGCUUGAUCUCUCUUCCAAUUAUGGUUUGAGGUUGGAAGAACCUGGAUUUGAAUUACUUGUUCAAAACUUGACCAAUGUAAGAGAACUUAAUCUUGUAAGUGUAAACAUAUCUUCAGUGGUCUCGAAUUCCUUGCUCAAUCUCACUUCUUUAACACAUCUCGAUCUUAGUAUGUGUGGAUUGCUUGGAAAAUUUCCUGACGGAAUAUUCCAUUUACCACAUCUGAAUGAGCUGAUUAUAUGGGAUAAUCCUGCUCUCACUGGUUAUUUUCCAGAGUUUAUAAACUCGAGCAGUCCUCUCCAGUACUUUUUUCUUUCAUUCACUAAUUUCUCUGGAGAACUACCCGACUCAAUUGGGAAUUUGAAGUCCUUGAAAACGUUGGUUGCCUUUGAUUGUAAAUUUUAUGGAUCCAUCCCUACGUCGCUCGGAAACCUUACGGAAAUGACUGAUUUAGUCAUCGGACAUAACAAUUUCACUGGCAUGCUCCCAUCUUCACUUUCAAACCUUGGAAAUCUCGUCUACUUGGGAGUUCAAGGUAAUAAUUUUGAAGGCAAAAUCGCAGAUUUUUUACCUAAUGUAAAAAGUCUUCUUUGUUUAUCUGCUGAUUCAAAUAGCUUCAGCGGUCCAUUUCCAUCAUUGGGUGCAAACCUAACAAAACUUUUUCAGUUAGGUUUGUCGAAUAAUCAGCUAAGAGGACCUCUUCCAUCACAAAUAAUUGGACUUCCAAAUCUAGCGCUGUUAAGUUUAGAUGAUAACUUAAUCAAUGGUACAAUUCCAUCUUGGGUCUUCAGCUUACCAGCAUUGGAUUACUUCAACCUAAGUCAUAACAAAUUGACUGGCCAUGUAAAAGAGUUCAAAUCCACUCAUUUAACUAUUGUUGAUUUGAGCAAUAACAACCUACAUGGUAGGUUUCCAAGUUCAACCUUCAAACUCAUGAACCUUAAUAGUCUCAUUCUUUCAUCAAAUAACUUCAGUGGUGAGCUAGACAUGCUCUGUCAUGCAAUUUCCCUUCAAAUUCUUGUCAUAUCUAGUAAUAGCUUUAAUGGUUCUAUUCCACAAUGUUUAGGAAAUUUCAGCAUAUAUUUCUCUGUACUCGAUUUGCGGAAGAAUAAUUUUUCUGGCACUAUUCCUGAUACAUUUGCGAAGGAAAAUUCCUUUGAAACUAUCAACCUUGAUAGCAAUGGAUUUGAGGGGCCAGUACCAAAAUCUUUAGAGAAUUGCAAAAUGCUACAAGUGCUAGACCUUGGACAUAACAAGUUCUCCGAUAAAUUUCCAUGUUGGUUGGAAAAUUUAACUUCGCUACAAGUUCUAAUUUUGAGAUCUAACAAAUUCCAUGGACCUAUACCGAAUUCCAAGUUCAAAUUUCCCUUCCCCAACUUGCGAGUUAUGGAUUUAUCAAGCAAUUAUUUUACUGGUCCAUUGCCAAGAAAAUAUUUCAAGAAUCUCAAUGCUAUGAUGAAUGUCAACGAAGCUAGUUUUGAAUUGCAAUACUUAGGGAUGCCUAUUAAUUCAACUUCAGCAUAUUACUAUAAUGAUUGUUUGACUAUAGUAAUCAAGGGAUCAACAAUAGAAAUGGUAAAAGUCCUAACCAUUUUCACUGCAAUUGAUUUAUCGAAAAACAAUUUUGAAGGUCAUAUUCCACUUAUUAUUGGAAGGUUAAAUUCAAUCCGAGGGCUCAACUUGUCUCACAAUAGCCUUACUGGUCAUAUACCAGCAUCUCUUGCUAAUUUGAUGAUGCUCGAAUGGUUAGACCUCUCUUCCAACAAACUCACUGGGGAGAUCCCUCAACAACUAAGUAAUUUGAAAUUCCUUGAAGUCUUAAACCUUUCGCGGAAUCAACUAAUAGGACCGAUACCACAAGGCAACCAAUUUGAUACAUUUUUAAAUGGUUCAUACAUUGACAACUUGGCAUUAUGUGGACCUCCAUUGUUAAAUGCAUGCAAUCCAAGGACACCACAACCACCACCCUUGAUGUUUCAACAAGAAGACAAUACUUCAAGUGGACUCAAUUGGGAAGUCAUAUUACCAGGUUAUAUAUGUGGGCUCGUGUGGGGACUUGUUAUGGGAUAUUUUAUGUUCUCUAGAGGAAAACCUCAAUGGCUUGUGAGGAUCAUUGAAGGUGAACGAAAGAAAAGCGGAAAGAGAUUUAAAAAGCAUUCUCACAGGAAUAGAGCAAGGUGAAAUUAACCAAUGCAAGUGGUGUCCUUUGUUGCGAUGCAUUUCAAUUUGAUCUAGGCGGCGCAGCUUUCGAAGUCAUGGUGAAUUGUGGUCAAGCUGAUGUAUUAUGCAAUGCUGGGCAGUUGAAGAUAUAGUAUCAAAGGUUAGAAUGUAUACGUAUAUAUAUAUAUAUAUAUAUAUAUAUUAGUAGGUGUGUGUCUAUCGAUGAGUGUGCUGUUAAAUCUGUAAAAUAUAAAUUUUAAUUUUGAUUUUAAAAAAAAUAUGUUAUGUGCUGCUCAAGUAGCAAUGAUGUUUCUCAUAUUGAAGAUUU